Scleropages formosus (Asian bonytongue) is the source of this 1152-nucleotide messenger RNA. Its product is annotated as GTPase HRas. Gene Ontology annotation, cellular component: membrane. Gene Ontology annotation, molecular function: GTPase activity; GTP binding. The record is from RefSeq and is a predicted model, not a curated record. NCBI's taxonomy places the organism in Eukaryota, Metazoa, Chordata, Actinopteri, Osteoglossiformes, Osteoglossidae. The coding region runs from base 268 to 831 and encodes 187 amino acids. Gene Ontology annotation, biological process: signal transduction. The transcript has 5 exons.
CCCCACCCCCACCAUGGAGUCCAAAGGGAUUUAGUCGGAAGUUCGUUCUCACCUGUGGAUUUAAGCAAGGGUGAAGCGUUAAAAAGGUGGUUUUGUAUUCAGUUCCGCGAGUUUUCAACCUCUUUUCUGUCGCUAGUAAUUUGUACUUUCAUUUUUUUCACUGGGAUUUUUGACUUGUCGUGGCUAUCAUGCAUCUUGUGUGACAGCUAAUCCGGCGAUUAGGUGCGCCGUCUCACCGACUGACUGGGAGAGUCUGGCAAAAGAGGGAUGACGGAGUACAAGCUGGUGGUGGUGGGGGCAGGGGGCGUGGGCAAGAGCGCUCUCACCAUCCAGCUGAUCCAGAACCACUUUGUGGACGAGUACGACCCCACCAUCGAGGACUCGUACCGCAAGCAGGUGGUUAUCGACGGCGAGACCUGUCUGCUGGAUAUCCUGGACACGGCGGGCCAGGAGGAGUACAGCGCCAUGCGGGACCAGUACAUGCGCACGGGGGAAGGCUUCCUCUGCGUCUUCGCCCUCAACAACAGCAAGUCUUUCGAGGACGUCCACUUGUACAGGGAGCAGAUCAACCGCGUGAAGGACAGCGACAACGUGCCCAUGGUGCUGGUGGGCAACAAGAGCGACCUGGGCUGCCGCAGCGUGGACACGAAGCAGGCGCAGGAGUUGGCGCGGAGCUACGGCGUACCCUUUGUCGAGACCUCCGCCAAGACCCGCCAGGGCGUGGAGGAGGCCUUCUACUCUCUGGUACGCGAGAUCAGGAGGUACAAGGAGACGAACCGCAGCAACAAGAAGAGCAGGAAGAGCACACCGAGGCGCUGUGCGUUGCUAUAGCAAUGGCCCAUCUGCCCCACUCGCUGUCCUUUCCCGUCUCUUCCGUUCCUGUUAUAUAACGGCGUGUCUCCAGUCUAAGCGUUGUUUCGGUGUUCGCAGGCAUUUGUUGAGUGGACCACAGAACUGUGGUGUAAGGGACCACCCCCCCAUAUAAGUGAGUGAGAGAGAGCACACUUCUCCCUGGAGGUGGUUCUUCUCACACCUAACUUGACAAAAGUUGCCAUUGGGGGCACUGUGAUGUUGACUUUGUGUCCACUGCUGUCCAGGUUGGACCAUCAACAGGACAGACUCGUAAGUGGGAGGUUUUUACGGAAUAAAGCU